CCAGGUCGCUUCUGAAAAAUAGCUAUAUAGCUCAGUGGGCCUUAUCUUGUAAAAUAAUAAUAAUACAAAUUGUGCAUAGUUUGAUGGCCUUCUGCUGAAUGGAUUGGCCACCAAUGCAAUAGACAGCAACCAGCAGGGCCACUCACUCGUCGUCGUAGAUUAUCAUCACAAAGGCCCCAAAAUGAGAACACGCAAAUAAAUAAAACUACGCAAACACGGUCGAGCAUGAAGUGGGUCGCUUAAGUAUGUGUCGCACACACACGUAGGUGCGAAAUGUGUUUUUUUUUUUGGUACAAAGCCAUGGGAUCCCUUCGAGACAAAUUACAAUGAAAGCCGACGAAAACACGUGCCCUCAACUUCCAACAAAUGCCUGCUGCGCACCUCGGCCUCACGAAGAAACUGAUCACGACGUCGGCCCGCUGUUACGCAGCAUGCCCCCUGCCACCCUGCCCCUUGCGUUUCACGGUACGCCCUGCCUUUGCUUGAGUGCACGGGGCUGAGCCUCAAAGGCUGAAGUGGCAGGGCAGUGUGUUUGUGUAAUGUUGCUCAUUUUCAAAGCUUGGGCAGCACUCCGUGGAGAUUGCUUUCUUACGCAAUGAAAGCGAAAGAGAAGCGGACCUGAUGAGGUGUCUUAACAAAACACUCGCUGCUAUAUAACGGCAUCGACAACGGUCGAUCGCUUUAUGAGCCUUUCCAAUCUCCCUGCGCACGCUGUUUCGGAUGAAAAUCGGAAUACAUUUUUUGGGCAUCCUUUCCGACAUCAUCAUCAUCAUCAUCACCACAAAUCGUGGCGAUGAAGAAGGCACUGGUGACCGCCGCCUUCCUGGGUCUCGUCUCCCUGCUCGUGUUCUCUGUUGAGAAAGGAGCAGAGAGCUCCCUGACAGGCUACCUGGGAAAGCUGGGAGACCCUUUUGUGAACACCGCCGUGCAAGAGGCUCUGCACAUGGUCGACAGCGCAAUUUUCAACACAGUGAAGAGGAGCUCCAGUAUUAAGAAGAGUCUGACCCCCGUGGAGCUCUUGGCUUUCUUUAAAAGACCUGAGCCAGAGAGUCAGCAGAUCAACCGAGCGGCCGAGGUUAUGGAAACAACACUGCACCUCAUCAAACACAAGGUUCACCAGCGGCACAAGCGCUCUGUCAAUGCCACAGACCUGCUGUCCAUGGACGUGCUGCGGACAGUCGCCAGCCUCUCGGGCUGCCGGCCACACCUGCAGACCCCCGCCUGCCCCAACACGUGCCUCGCCAGCAAGUACCGCACCAUCAGCGGCAUGUGCAACAACAGGUUCAACCCGCGCUGGGGCUCGACGAACGUGGCGCUGGCUCGCUGGCUACCCGCGGAGUAUGAAGACGGCUUCAGCGAGCCCAAGGGCUGGAAUCCCGGCCGCCCCUACAACGGCUUUCCUCUGCCCAUGGUGCGCACGGUCUCCAACGAGGUGAUGAGCACCCGCAGCGGGCAGCUCACGGACGACGAUGUCUUCUCGCACAUCAUCGUCGAGUGGGGGCAGUACGUCGACCACGACUUCGCGCUGACGCCCCAGAGCCUCAGCCAGACGGCGUUCAUGAGCGGCCUCAACUGCAAGGAAACGUGCGACAACCGUAACCCCUGCUUCCCCAUGAAGGUGCCGGCGAACGACCCCCGCGUGACGGACCGCGCCUGCCUGCCGUUCUUCCGUUCGUCGCCCGUGUGCGGCACGGGCGAGCAGAGCGCGUGGUUCGGCGCCGUGGGGCCCCUGGCGCCGCGGCAGCAGAUCAACGCGCUCACCUCGUUCAUCGACGCUUCCACCGUGUACGGCAGCACGCCGGCGGCGGCGCGAGCCCUCCGCGACCUCGACGCCGACGAGGGCCUCAUGAAGGCGAACGCGCGCUUCGACGACGGCGGCCGCGAGCUACUGCCCUUCCAGACCACGGGGCUGCCGACGGCGUGCGCGCAGGACCCCGACGACCCGUUCGGCGAGCGCAUCGAGUGCUUCGCAGCGGGCGACAACCGCGCCAGCGAGGUGCUCACACUCGCCUCCGUGCACACGCUGUGGGUGCGCGAGCACAACCGCCUGGCGCGGGCGCUGCGGCAGAUGAACCCGCACUGGAGCGGGGAGACGACUUACCAGGAGGCGCGCAAGAUCGUGGGCGCCCUGCACCAGAUAAUCACAAUGAGAGACUAUUUCCCCAAAAUCCUGGGCGAAGUGGCCUUCGAGGAGCAUAUUGGAUCCUUCAAGAGCUACAACCCGGGCAUAAACCCCACGGUCUCCAACGUGUUCACCACGGCCGCCUACCGCUUCGGCCACGCCACCAUCUCGUCGCAAAUCCGCCGUCUCGACGAGAACUUCCAGGAGCACCCGCGGUUCUCCACCAUAGAUCUGCACGAGGCCUUCUUCUCGCCGUGGAGGAUCAUCAAGGAAGGAGGGUUGGACCCCCUUCUGCGGGGGCUGCUGGCGCGGCCGGCCAAGCUGUUCGUGGCCGACCAGAUGAUGACGGAGGAGCUGCGCGACCGGCUCUUUGAGCUCACGGACAAGGUGGCGCUUGACCUCGCGUCGCUCAACCUGCAGCGGGGUCGUGACCACGGCCUCCCAGGCUACAACGACUGGCGCCAAUUCUGUGGGCUGUCUCGCCUGGAGACGGCCGCCGACCUCUCCAGGGCCAUCUCGUCCCCCGACCUGGUGGCCAAGCUCAUGGAGCUCUACGGCCACCCCAACAACGUGGACGUUUGGCUCGGCGGGCUGGCCGAGGACCUGCUCCCGGACAGCCGGGUGGGGCCUCUCUUCGCCUGCCUCAUCGGGCGCCAGAUGAAGGCUCUGAGAGACGGGGACAGGUUCUGGUGGGAGAACCCGGGCGUGUUUACUCCCGCCCAGCGCACGGAGCUGAGCCGCCACUCACUGUCGCGCGUCGUCUGCGACAACUCCGGCCUCACCGAGGUCCCCGUGGACGCCUUCAUCCUGGGCAGGUAUCCCGCCGACUUCGUCUCGUGCUCAAGCUUGCCGGCGCUCGACCUCCAAGCCUGGCAAGAGAGGCCGACAGGUACCGGCGGCGUCGCGAGCGUCCGACUCGUUGCCCGCAGUCGAGCGGCUGACGACGCCCAAAAGUCGGACCGACUCCCCUGGCGGUCCUCGCCGAAGGAAUGUGGAAUCCGUUCGCUUUUGUUGUUCGUUCCGUCACCGAGUUAGGGUCACCGGGAGGGAUGAGCACUGCCCGCGCACCCGUUGGAGCAGGGAGACAACCUGACUCCACUGACUCUGACCUGCACUGCUCCUCAGUCAUGAGUCGCGCUACUCACCCCACACACACACAAACACAC
Molecule: messenger RNA, 3288 nt
Organism: Petromyzon marinus (sea lamprey)
Lineage: Eukaryota; Metazoa; Chordata; Hyperoartia; Petromyzontiformes; Petromyzontidae
Source: RefSeq, a predicted model, not a curated record